AUGGUCCUCUAUCCCAGUCAAUCUUGGAGGCUCCCCUGCCAACCGGUCUCGAAACCCCUUCCGCUAGGGACCUACGACGGGACCAUCGAUCCGGACGAACAUAUUGAGAACAUCGACGCCCUUCUCGACUAUAGAGGAGUGCCCAGUGCCAUUAAAUGCCGUUUGUUCCCUACCACCCUGCGAAAGGGAGCCAUGACCUGGUAUAAAAGUUUUCCCGAUGAGUCCAUCACAUCAUGGAGGGUGCUCGGAAAACUUUUUUCCAGACAUUUCACGGCCUCCCGAAGACACCCCAAGUCAGAAGCCUCCUUGGAAGCCAUUAUCCAAGGAAAGGACGAGUCUCUACGGGCGUACAUAGAAAGAUUCAAUAAGGAAGCUGUACAGGUAUCCACCACUGCCCAUAUGAAGAAAUUCUUGCUCGAGCACGGCCUCCGACCAUGCUCUGACUUCGCUAAAGCCGUCGGAAUUGAAACACCGACCACUCUGGACGAAUUCUUCCUCAAAGCCCAAGCCUAUAUUCAGUAUGAGGAGAAAGAAGCCUCCCACGCCGUACGCAAUUCCAGGCACGAAGAGAGCAGUAAAAAUACACGCCAAGAUGAGUCUCGCCGGGGAACUGAUAAAAAGAAAGAUGAUAAAACUCGGGACCCUAAGGAUUACAAAACCCCUACGGGGAAAUUUCGAGAGUAUACCCCGCAGAACGCUUCAAGGGAGCGCAUCUUGAACGAAUGCGCAAAUGCCGAGUUUCAGACAGGCAAAGUUCGGUUCCCGAAGAGCAUGCCCGUCGGGCCAAACGUGGAUAAAUCGAAAUUCUGCCGAUUCCACAAAGGCCACGGGCACAACACCGAGGAUUGCAUCCACCUUAAGGAUGCCAUAGAGAUAUUAAUCAGAGAGGGACAUCUAAAGCAAUAUGCGAAGAAGCAGGAGGCCGCUAGAGAAGUUAAACCAGUCACCGAGAAAAAGCCGGCGGAAGAUGCGCCUGCCAUGCAAGUGGCCAUGAGCGUUACCAGGCCGGAAGAUUUUUACCUCCCUGACUGGGCCAACGCAGCGACCACCUAUUCCUCCCACAGCACAUGGGAGAGGUUCCCGUCUGCAAUGGUUAUAUCCGGCGGGGGUUUCAGUAAACUGACCGUCGGAUUCGUAAAACGCAAGUUCGACGAGCUAAUCUCGGCCAGCGCGAACGUAGCCUCGACUUUCGACCACGCCAGAUGCAGUCCUUCCUCAAUAUCUUUCUAUAAAGAAGAUUUGCCCGGAGGAGCACCUAACGCGAUCAUCCCACUCCUCAUCCGAGCCCGGAUGACUAAUUUUGACGUGCGACGCAUAUUGGUCGACAAGGGAAGUUCAGCGGACAUCAUGUACUCCCAAUUGUUCAAAACAUUGCAGCUGAACGACAGUCACCUUACCCCAUACGUAGGGUCGGACUUACAAGGAUUCAAUGGCACAGUAACCAAGCCGUGGGGAUUUGUGGAACUCAUAGUUUCGAUCGGGUCGGCAGAGGCCACCAGGGCAGUGAAAGUCCAAUUUCUGGUCAUCGACUGCCCAUCAAUAUACCAGUGCAUCCUCUGA
Messenger RNA from Vicia villosa (hairy vetch), 1560 nucleotides. RefSeq lists its product as uncharacterized. The transcript has a single exon. Lineage: Eukaryota; Viridiplantae; Streptophyta; Magnoliopsida; Fabales; Fabaceae. The record is from RefSeq and is a predicted model, not a curated record. Bases 1 to 1560 code for a protein of 519 amino acids.